UAAAAAUUAAAUCCGCUUCAGUUUCCGGUGAUGCUGCUUUGGCCACGCCCCCUCUUCUUUACUUCCUGUAAACAAAGCAGCGCAGUGUUUCUUUGCCCUUUUCCCGUGUUUUCCGUCAUUUUCUACCCGUCCUGUGUGUUUUCGACGAUGGCUCAGGCCGGAUUGGUUCUAGACAAGGACCAGUUUAACUGUUCCAUAUGUCUGGACGUGUUAAGGGACCCGGUGACGAUUCCUUGCGGACAUAGUUACUGCUCGGGCUGUAUCCAGAACUACUGGGACCAGGAUGACUUCCUCGGGGUUUUCGUGUGUCCGCAGUGCAGACAGAGCUUCAACCCGAGGCCGGUGCUCGCCAGGAACACCAUGCUUGCCGAUGUGGUGGAGAAGUUCAAGAAGACGGGACUCCAGGAGACCUCGGUGCCGGCAGAUAAUCGAUGCUUUGCCGAAGCCAACGACGUAGAGUGUGAUGUCUGCACCGGGAGGAAAAACAAAGCUGUCAAGUCCUGCCUCGUGUGUUUGGCCUCGUACUGUGACGUUCAUGUCCAGCCUCACUACGAGUCUGCUGCUUUUAAAAAGCACAAGCUGGUGUCGGCCUCCAAGCGACUCCAGGAGAAGAUCUGCCCUCGACACGACAAGCUGCUGGAGGUGUACUGCCGCACCGACAGGCGCUGCAUAUGCUACCUGUGUUUGACAGACGAACACAAAGGACACGACACGGUGCUGGCCGAGGCAGAAAUCCAAAACAAACAGAGGCAGCUUAGUGACAUGAAGCAGAGCUCCCAGCUGAGGAUUCAGCAAAAAGAAAAGGAGGCACAGGAGCUGAGACAAGCCAUUUUCUCUCUUACCCGUUCUGCUCGGGCUGCGGCCGAGGAGAGCGACGCAGUCUUUACCGAGCUAAUUCGUUUGAUAGAGCUGAAGCGUUUUGAAGUGAGAGAGCUGAUCAAAGCCCAGGAAAAAACGGCUGUGAGUGAGGCUGAGCAGCUGCUGGAGAAGAUCCAGAAAGAGGUCGAUGAGCUGAAGAAGAGCGAGGCUGAGUUAGACCAGCUGUCCCACACUGAGGACAUCCUUCAGUUCCUUGAGAGCUGUCAGUCUCUUCAUGCCCCACCUGUGCUGUCAGCUUCCCCUUCACUCAGAGCCGACCCCGGCCUCUCCUUCGGCCUGGUGAUGACAGCUGUGUCUGAUUUUAAGGGACUCCUGCAGGAAGUGUGCCAGGGAGGAUCUGUCAGCAUCUAUGAAAAAGUGCGAGAUGUUACAAUUAUAAGUCUUCAGAAUCCUGCAGUUCAAUGUAACAUGAGCCACGCAGACGAGACUGGUUCAGCCACACCAAUGGAGUCCCCAAGAGUGGUUAUUGCAACUCCUCUCGGUCUGGACCAGCCUCCUGUGAGUCCUCUCAACCCCUUCCUUACUCCCGGACCUGCCAUGCCAUCGUUUGCCUUCUCACCGUUUGGCUCCAAACUGUCCUCCGGAUCCAGACAGAGGCACCUUCAGCGUCGCCCUCACUCCAGGAGAAAAUAGACUUCAACUGGACAUCAGACUCCAUAUUUCACAUGAAUCCACACAGGCUGCAUUUCACUAUAUUCCAGUGCUCUCCUCAUGCAAACCUGCACUGCCACUCAUAAACCAAAUUUUUAUAACACUGUGUUAACAGCUAUACUUGAAUGUUUUAUUAUAGGUCAGUAACAGUUUAAGUAUUAAGUAGCAAAAGCAGGACUGACAUUAAGUUUUUUUUUUUUCAGUAUUAGCAAGUUCAUCUUGUAAUAUUUAAUUUUUAUGCUUCUUAAGUUUUCUCCAUUUUUAACCGAAACUCCUCAAUCAUUUUGCUUUGGUGACUUGUUGAAAACUGUAAUACUACAUUAAAAACUAAACAAAGCAGA
Molecule: messenger RNA, 1871 nt
Organism: Melanotaenia boesemani (Boeseman's rainbowfish)
Lineage: Eukaryota; Metazoa; Chordata; Actinopteri; Atheriniformes; Melanotaeniidae
Gene: ftr67
Product: finTRIM family, member 67
Exons: 7
Coding region: 31-1512 (493 amino acids)
Molecular function (GO): zinc ion binding
Source: RefSeq, a predicted model, not a curated record